GCAGGAUGACAGCUGGCUUCAUGGGCAUGGCUGUGGCCAUCAUCCUCUUUGGAUGGAUUAUCGGGGUGCUGGGGUGCUGUUGGGAUCGAGGCCUUAUGCAGUAUGUGGCAGGGCUUCUCUUCCUCAUGGGAGGAACCUUCUGCAUCAUUUCACUGUGCACGUGCGUGGCUGGAAUCAACUUUGAGCUCUCCCGCUACCCCCGCUACCUGUACGGACUUCCCGACGACAUCAGCCAUGGCUAUGGCUGGUCCAUGUUCUGUGCGUGGGGGGGCCUGGGCCUCACUCUUAUCUCUGGCUUCUUCUGCACUCUGGCCCCUUCUGUCCAACCUGUCCCCAGGACCAACUGCCCCAAAUCUAGACCUGAGAAUGGGACAGUGUGCUAAAACAAAUAGCAAACAAAUAUACACACACACACAAAUAUAUAUAUAUAUAUAUGUCUGUGUAUACCUACACAUGCAUAUAUAUGUAUAUAUAAUUAUAUAUAUAUAUAUAAUCUCCAAUUAAUGCCAGUGCCAAGGUAGAGCUGAGUCCAACACGGCACUCACAUCUCCACCGGACUCCGUGUUGCUUCGUUCUUUCUCACAGCGAUGGGAAAGCUUUUCUCUCACAUGGCUCUUCCAUCCAACUCUUACCUUCAGCAUCAUACCUUAGAGGUUGAAUGAACAUACAGUUGCACCUACCUACUGCCACUUUUGGGAAGGGGAACAGGGGGUCUAUGUGGGGGAUCUGGAACCAGAAUCUGUACAGGACAUGGAGGGAGGGGUGGGAAGGAGGGACAAAAAGCCUGCCCAUUGCAGUCAGAAAGGAAAAUGCAAGCAGCAAGCAAAGAAACAAAUCAAGCAUUUGAGCCACCUCUACAAUGUACCUCCUCAAGGCCAUUCUCAGAAAACCACCCACUUUUGUUUUAUUUCUUAAAACAAAA
This is a messenger RNA of Chaetura pelagica (chimney swift), 922 nucleotides long. Its product is annotated as transmembrane protein 178B. The record is from RefSeq and is a predicted model, not a curated record. Gene Ontology annotation, cellular component: membrane. Bases 6 to 383 code for a protein of 125 amino acids. The transcript is spliced from 2 exons. NCBI's taxonomy places the organism in Eukaryota, Metazoa, Chordata, Aves, Apodiformes, Apodidae.